AUGAAUCUAGAAAAGAAUGAUGAUUUAAGUACGAAAUCAUCGAGUAGACGACAACAACAACAACAAAGACUUGAAACGAUUGAUCAACAUAGUGAUGAUGAAUUUCAAGAUGAUGAAUCAUCUGAUGAAGAUGGUGAUGACAGUCAACAAGUAGGAUACUUUGAUACAAAGGAUGAUUUUACAGAGGAAGAAAGAAAUGAACUGUUAUAUGACGAUAAAGAAGAUGAUUUGAAUCAACAAUGGGUUGAUAAGAAUCUUAAAUCUACAAAUAAAACAGAUGCCUAUUUAAGUUGUCCAGCAUGUUUUACAUUGUUGUGUGUUGAUUGUCAGAGACAUGAUUUAUACAAGAAUCAAUACCGUGCAAUGUUUGUCAAGAAUUGUACUAUUGAUUAUCAAUCUAAAUUGGUCUAUAAAGAAGAGAAAAAGAAACAUCCAAAGAAAUCAAAAGGAAAAGGAAAUGGAAAUGGAAAAGAACCAACAUCGAUAGCAACGACAGACGAUCAUGAUAAUGAUGAUCAACAGAUAGAAGAAGAUUAUUAUUCAGUUGAAUGUUCAAAUUGUACUACCAAAGUUGCUGUUUAUGAUAAAGAUGAAAUAUAUCAUUUCUUUAAUGUAUUUCCUUCAAAUUCAUAA
This is a messenger RNA of Cavenderia fasciculata, 633 nucleotides long. RefSeq lists its product as uncharacterized. Lineage: Eukaryota; Evosea; Eumycetozoa; Acytosteliales; Cavenderiaceae. The transcript is spliced from 2 exons. The coding region runs from base 1 to 633 and encodes 210 amino acids. The record is from RefSeq and is a predicted model, not a curated record. Gene Ontology annotation, cellular component: nucleus. Gene Ontology annotation, biological process: positive regulation of cell population proliferation.